UGUACCCUUCCGUAACAAUCCGUCACUGGCACACUUGCUGAUCCAUCAGCUGCAUUUGAAAUUUGUAUAUACUUUUGAAGUGGCUCACGUUUCGAUUCUUGAUAAGUGGUGUUUGCGCUAUCUCUCCCGACAUGUCGAGUUUCAAGUGGCAUUUUGCGCUAAUCGUUAUCUCCUGCGUAUCGCUGGGCCACGCCCUAGAGUGUUACGUUUGCACAGAUCAGGAAGGCAAUCGAGAUAAAUGUCUGAACACUAUCAAAACCUGCGAACAGGGGCAAGAUAUUUGCCUCACAGAAAUUAAAUGGGGCAGUACACCAUAUUGGUCACAGGGUGCUAAGAAACAAUUUUAUGUCUCUAAAAAAUGUGCUACUAAAAGAGAAUGCGAGAGGAUGCAGCGCAAUAGUAUGCCCGAUUGCACUCAUAUCUGGUAUCAGGACUGGAAGUGUUCAUCUUGCUGUCAAGGCGAUAGGUGUAACUAUUAUGUUAUUUCUGGUGGAAACAAAAGGAAAGUACAUAGUGGAAUAUUUGCCAUAAUCUUGAUCUCCUUGUUGAGUACAAGGUUUCAAUAACAAUAGAAAUGAUCUGCAGAAAUAAUUAGCUGAUGUUUUAAUCAGCAUACGAAUGAAAUAAUCUCAUCACUGCAGACUGAACAAAGUAAAGACCUUUUUUUUUAACGUAAUAUAAUUUUUUAAAAGUAAUAUAAAAUAAUUUUAUAGUUAUACAUGCAAGAUAGUUUUAUAAUUUUGCAAAUGUAUAAGUGUAUAUGUUUAAAUUGAUUUUUUAUCAUAUACAUUCCAAAAGCUUUUUAUAGUAAUUCCAAAAUCAUAGAUAACUUUGCACUUUUACAAUACGCGUAAAUAUAUUACGUUUUAAUUGAUUUUUUUAUCGUAUUAUAUCGUUAUACAAAUUUUAAAACAUUUUAUAAUUGCAUUGAAA
Molecule: messenger RNA, 933 nt
Organism: Wasmannia auropunctata (little fire ant)
Lineage: Eukaryota; Metazoa; Arthropoda; Insecta; Hymenoptera; Formicidae
Product: phospholipase A2 inhibitor and Ly6/PLAUR domain-containing protein
Exons: 4
Coding region: 132-566 (144 amino acids)
Source: RefSeq, a predicted model, not a curated record